UUUUUGUUUCCCAAGUCUUCUGGAAUAAGUAUCCAGCGUUUGUUUUUUGACACUGUUCACGGCAAACAUGUUGGGGAAAGAUUGUCUGCACGAGAAUAUUUCAUUGGUGAUCUUGCAAUUUGUAAAAAGGUUUUAUGAUGUGAGAAUAGAUUUCAUUGGUACCAUGGUGAUGCAUUUUUUUUCUAAUUUUAAACCUGUUGAUGGUCUGCAGAUUUUUAUCCCGGUGCACAUUCAGAACAUCCGUCACUUUGUCUUGUUUCUUCUUCAUGUUGGGAUAAAAGUGGUAGAAAUUUGGGAUUCUCUUCUUCACAAGGGUAAAUCCAGAGGAGCGAAAUUGGUACAACCAGUGCUAAAACAACUUGAUGAUCUGUUGGGAGACCAAAUUGCAAGCAUGGGACCUGACUGGUCAUUUUCUAGCUUCACAGUUAGCACAGUGACUAAUGUACCACAACAGUCUAAUUCAUAUGACUGUGGUAUAUUUGUGGUUAAUUGGAUGGAGCAACGUCCUAUUGAUGACUUCCAGCAUGAUUCGAAAAAUGAGAGGUCACGUGUAGCUGGUAAUAUAUUUACCUCGAAAUGCAACAAGUUAAAAGAAUCGGUUAUGGUGGAUGCAAUGAUUCACAGAAGAGGAGAGGUUAAGCGUGGGCGAGUUGGAAAGUAG
Humulus lupulus (European hop) is the source of this 661-nucleotide messenger RNA. RefSeq lists its product as uncharacterized. The record is from RefSeq and is a predicted model, not a curated record. Bases 68 to 661 code for a protein of 197 amino acids. Lineage: Eukaryota; Viridiplantae; Streptophyta; Magnoliopsida; Rosales; Cannabaceae. Gene Ontology annotation, biological process: protein desumoylation. Gene Ontology annotation, cellular component: nucleus. The transcript has 3 exons. Gene Ontology annotation, molecular function: deSUMOylase activity.